Messenger RNA from Bursaphelenchus xylophilus (pine wood nematode), 3991 nucleotides. Lineage: Eukaryota; Metazoa; Nematoda; Chromadorea; Rhabditida; Aphelenchoididae. The record is from the annotation of a GenBank genome assembly.
AUGACGACGCUGAGGAUAGCCCUUGUAGCGGCUUGCAUCGCCCUGGCCAGCUCGGAUUUUCACUACGACAAUGAGAUUAUUGGUAAGGGGAUUUUUUGGGAUUACGGUAACUGAAAGUUACAGUAAGACAAAAAAUUUUUUUUGUCAAGUUCAUUGCUUUGAAAAUGUCAUAUCAAACCAUUAAUUGGCGUAUUUUACCAUUUUUUCAUCUUGAUCCCCCCUUACCACACCCUAGAUUUUUUACCACGCCCUAAAUUUUUAAUUUUAAAAUCAAUUUUGGAGACUUUGGAAGCUAUUUUUCGCAUUUUUCAACUUUUUCCACUGUGGUCCCCUCUUACCACACUCUAGAUUUUUUUACCACGCCCUAAAUUUUUUAUUUUGAUGUCAAUUCUGGAGACUUUGGAACCGAUUUCUCACAUUUUCAAACGAUUUUCACUGUGGUCCCCUCUUACCACACCCAAAAAUUUUUUGCCACGCCCUCAUUUUUUGAUGUCAAAAUGAUCUCUGAUGCCCAUAAAUUAAAAUUUUUCAAAAAAAAAAUUUGUUAAUACUCGUAUUUUAGGCGAGCCCGAGAUUGAAUGCGGCUACGGCGUGGUGAACUUCAAAGUCCGCACCACCAAAGGCCAGGCGUCGCAAGUUUUCGUGAAAGGGAAUUCGGACAACAAGGACUGCGUUUUCCACAACACCGGGAAUGUCACCAUCGACCUGAGCAAAUGUAACAUCCGACGGAAGCGCGAGGUCAGCCCCACUGGAAUCACAUAUGCCAUGACUGUCAUUGUUCAGCUUCAUCCGGUGAGAUUUCGAGUUUUUUUGAUUGAAAAUGAAUUUGCGGAGAGGGAAGAGUUACUCUGUCGACCGUAUUUUAAAAACUUUGUUUGUUCGUUUUACGUAAAUUUUUUGGUCUCCUCUUGCCAUACUCAAAAAUUUUUUAACACGCCCCAAAUUCAAGUGUCAUUGAGAUAAAAAUGACUUUUAAACUACUUUUAUAAAAAUUUUUUAGUGGUCUCCUCUUGCCAUGCCCAAAAAAUUUUGUUGUUACGCCCCAAAAAAUCAAGUUUUAAUAGGUCUAGAAAUUUAUUUUGAGUCAUUUUAACAAAUUUUUUUAUGGUCUCCCCUUGCCAUACCUAAAAAAAUUUUUGCCACGCCAAAAAAAUUCAAGUCAGAUUGGUUAGGAUCUUUGAAUAUUCAAAUUUCCCCCUUUCCAUAUUCAAAUUCCUGCCAGCAACCCGAAAGCAUCCCGAAAAUGCGGAUGAUUUAUCGCCGCUCUCCGGAAGCCUUCGGUAAAAACAUGUGAAAUUAGAGGCGAUCUUGACCUUGCCCACCACCAUUUGGGGGCACCUGUGCGGAACAAUGGGGACGUCAAUUUUCGCAAAAAAAUGGAAAGGCUGCUGAAGACGACGUCCGCGCGCAUAGCGUUGGUCAAGGCUGCCAUGCCUGUUUUCACCCAUCGCCGCGCCCGCCUCCUUGUGACAUAUUGACCGGCAAAAAGCACUCAACGCAAAAAUUUUUGGUCCGGAGUAUUUUCAUAAAGUGCGUGGACAUUUUGUCGUGGUCUGCACGGUGCUAAAAAAACUCUCGUUUUGCACCGUGCAUUCACUUUUUUUCGUUUUCGCACCGUGCAUCGGAAAUACAGCCAUAUUUUGGAUUGCACUGUGCAAAAAAAGAAAAAUGCACUGUGCGUUGGCGACAAGUGUGGGGAAAGUUUCUAAAGAUGCACAGUGCGAAAACAUAAGUUUAGUUUGCACUGUGCAAUUUCUUGUUUUUUGCACCGUGCAUCGAAAUAUCGCCGCGACUUUGCGUCGCCGGAUUGCACAGUGCGGCUUUUUUGUGACUUGCACGGUGCGAAGAGAGAAAAAUGCACCGUGCGUUGGCGACAAGCGUGGGAAAAAGUGUGAAAUGCACUGUGCGAAAGGGAACAAAUGUCCAUGCACUUUAUAAAAAUAUUACUAAAACCCUAGUGUGAAAAAAACACACAAAAAUAAUGAAAAACAGCAUAGUUAUUGCAAUGAUAACUCUCAUAAACCACAUCAACCACAAUGACAAUAAAAAAUUUUCAGUUAUUUGUCACCAAAAUCGACCGCGCUUACAAUGUCAACUGCUUCUACAUGGAGAAGAAACAGGACGUCAAUAUCGAAUUUGGCGUUAGUGAACUGACCACCCAGAGCAUUGCUCAAGACGCUACCACACCUACUUGCACCUACACGAUUCAUCGGGACAGCCCGAAUGGCCCGAUUAUUCAGUAUGGAAAGGUGGGAGAUAUCAUCUACCACAAAUGGGAGUGUCCAUCGCCAAUGUACAAGAUGCUGCUGAGUCUGUGCAAGGCGGUUGAUGGGAAGGGCAAGGAAUACCCUCUGCAGGAUGAGCAUGGGUAAGCAAAAAAAUGAAGAGGGAUACUGUAAUUUUUACGGGGAGAAAAAGAGAUUUUUUGUCAAAAAGUGGUGUACAAAGUAAAUUUUAAAAAUCUCAAAAACUACAUUAGCUAUUUUUAUAAAAUUUGGAGGAUAAAUAGCUCAAUCGUCAAGUAAGAGACAUACCAAAACUUUCGACUGUAGCUGUUGAUUUGGAUUAGCUACAGUAAUUUUUCCAAGACCCCCUAAAAAUUCCCAAAACUGCAAAGCCAAUCAAAAAAUCGCGAUUUUCUGCAUAGCAAUCGCAAAGUAAUAAUCUAAAAUCAUUUCCAGCUGCUCCACUGAUCGUUUCCUCUUCCCCGAAGUCACCUACUCCAACGAUGUGACCACAGCGAUGGUCGAAACUUCAGCCUUCAACUUCCCCGACCAAAACAAUGUCGCGUUCACCUGCAAGAUCCAGCUGUGCUAUCAACAAGACAAUUGCGACUCCAUUACUCCCCCUCGUUGUGGACACAACAAGGAUAAGGAUAUUGAGCUCAACGGCGACUCUUUGCAUGGCAACGACCUUAACGAUGACCAGCUAAUCAGCAGUACGGUUAGCGACGAGAGAAUUAGCAGCACUUCGGCGGAAAAGAGUACGGAACGAGCGUUCGCCGGAGAUACCGAGGCCACAACGUUGAAGGCUACCACGACAACCACUCAGGGAACAACCACAAGUGCCAGCACCACCGGAGCGACCACAACCAAGGCCACAACAACGCAAUCUUCAACGACCAAGUCUUCAACAACCACCUCCACUACAACUAGCGCUACCUCAACGACCAGCACCACCACCACAACAGCUGUGCCCGUGAAGAGCGCCAGCAGCACCAAGCUCUUCAUCCCCGCCGACUUCCCGCGACCGGACGCGCUGGAAGAGGGCUCCGGCGAGGUGGACGCGUGGAUGGUCAGCGACAUCCCCGAAGCCAGCGAGAACCGCAACGACUCCGCCGAAUCCACGCCGCCCCCAGUGCAGGUGCUCAAGAAGAACAAGAAGAGAACUCCGCAAGCUCAACGACCAAUCGUCGAAGAGACUACGACCCUUAGGGCAGCAUCGCGACAACAACGCAAUGCCACGCCAAGACCCAGCAACUUGUUGGACAUGGACGUCACCAAUGACUUGACCGUCAUCGACGACUAUUUGAGUAAGUUAUCAAAAAGAUCUGUGGGAGAUGGCCUGCAUAUAGUACCAGCCUGUCGGGAAAAUAAUGAGCACAAGGUCGCUGCGGCAAUCGUGUCGCCGAAGUGAAAAGAAAUUUGAUUUUGCCGCGACACAAUUCAUUUUCUCGGCAGCGAUGCUGUUUUUGGUGUAACAGAGUGCUCAUUAUUUUCCCGACAAACUGAUUACGUGACAAAAAUCCUACACAUUUGAAGAAAACUAAUAGCCUUCCCAACUAAUCCCGCCACUUUCAGACAACGCCGAGCAAGCUACGCAGGCCCAGAAGCAGGUGUACCGCGACCUGAACGAGACGCCGUUCGGGCGUGGCGUGUGCUUCUCGCCGGUCGCCCUGCUGUGCGGCGUGCUGCUGAUCCUCCUCCUCUUCGUCAGUGUCAUUUUCGUGCUGUUCCGCAGUCGUCGCAGCAGCAAGUACUACGGAGCUUGA